AGAGAGACACAGAGAGAGACAGCGAGAGAGACACCGAAAGACAGAGACACAUAGAGAGAGAGACACAGAAGGAGAGAUACAGAGAGACAUAGAGAGACAGAGAGAGACAGAGAGAAAGACAGAAAGAGAGACAGCGAGAGAGACACCGAAAGACAGAGACACAGAGAGAAAGACAGAGAAAGAGAGAGACGGAAAAAGAGAGAGACAGAAAAACAGAGAGACAGCGAAAGAGAGACACAGAGACAGAGAGAGAGAGAGAGAGAGAGAGAGAGAGAGAGAGAGAGAGAGAGAGACGCCUCAGGCGGAAUAAACACUGAGGUAAUAAACACUGCUGCUGCUCUCUGCCUCUUCACAACACACCGAGUCGCGAAAUAAACAAGUGCUGUGGUGCCGACGCUGUCCGGAUGGUUAAAUCCAACCUCCAGACGAUCCUGAAUAGCCAUUGUUUUGCCAGAGAAAAAGAGAGAAAUAUACCCAAGAUGCCAGUAGUCGAAGUAACCCACAAUACACCUGAGAUCAAAAGUCCCAGCAGGUGCCCUCGGUGUUACAGUAACCCGUGUCCGGGGCCUCUGUGGUGUUCCGAUGCCCCUCUCCCACCCCUAAAGAUCCCAGGUGGGCGAGGGAACGAUCAGAGGGAUCACAAUCUUUCAGCUAAGUUAUUCUAUUCUGACACUCAGUUGCUGGUCCUUGAGGAGCCUACACCUUUGAACAGCCGUGUGCGUUUUUUGCUCUUUGAGCGGCGUAGUUCUGAGAUCAAGCCUGUAGUGUGGCGGGGGUCACUGGUCGGGGUUAGGCUUUACAUCGAGAUCCCGCCAGGAGCUCUUCCUGAAGGAAGCAAGGACAGCUUUGCACUCUUGCUAGAGUUUGCAGAGGAGAAGCUUCAGGUUGAUUACGUCUUCAUUUGCUUCCAGAAAAAUCGCGACGACAGAGCAUCGCUGCUGCGGACGUUCAGUUUCCUGGGCUUUGAGAUUGUGAGACCGGGUCAUUCACUUGUCCCAUCCCGCCCUGAUGCUUUCUUCAUGGCUUACAGUAUCGAAAGAGAAUUGGACAAUGACGAAUAAUACUCAAUAAAUCAUCACCUUCAGUGCUUUGUGCUCAUUCACUCUUCAUUUUUCACCAGUAAAAGAAUCCUACACCUUUUCUGCAACGCGCAUCGAUGCUUUCUGUGAAUUCUUUAGUAGUUUUUAUGUCGGUUUGCUUUAGUGAAGUUUCCACUUUAAAUCAUUAGGCAAUCACAUUCCCAUACACUGCUCUUUAGAGUCUAAUAUUUAUGGCUGUGAUUCCCACGCAAAAAAUGUAUGUGAGUAAAUUUGUUUCCUUCCUGAUUUUUACACGUGCAGUGUUUUUGUUUUUAUUUUUCUCUUAAUGUGUGCAUGACUCCUAAAGUUUAUUGUUCCAAAUUCAUUUGAAGUAAUCUGCAUGUUGUAAGAGAGUGCAGAAUAAAUUUGGUCACCCCA
This is a messenger RNA of Ictalurus punctatus (channel catfish), 1457 nucleotides long. RefSeq names its product ornithine decarboxylase antizyme 1a (gene oaz1a). NCBI's taxonomy places the organism in Eukaryota, Metazoa, Chordata, Actinopteri, Siluriformes, Ictaluridae. Gene Ontology annotation, cellular component: nucleus; cytoplasm. The record is from RefSeq and is a predicted model, not a curated record. Gene Ontology annotation, biological process: positive regulation of protein catabolic process. Gene Ontology annotation, molecular function: ornithine decarboxylase inhibitor activity.